AUGAAAAGGGAAUGGCGCGUGGACAAGGCGGCCGUGCGAUACGGUCAAAGUCAGGGCUUGCAGUCUUUGCCGCUUGGACGGAUUGGGAUAAACGCGCACAAAGAAUGCAACCGCGGCUCCAACGGUCAUUCGACAAUGCAUCUGAUCCACGCCCACACCACCGAGUCAGCGUUUCACCAUCCGCCCUGUCUCUGGCCUCUCCCUGCGCUUGGGAUGAACUUUGGCAGAGGUGCACACAAUCAGGGAGGAAACAAACAAACACUUUUGAAUAGCUACACAUCCAUCUACCUCAGGCAGUCCUCUCCUACGUGCAUACGAAACGGCAUCUUUUCACUUGCAACAAAUCCCGCACCCAUCCCAUCGGUUUCCGACGUAGGUACCGACCUCAAUCCCUCGGUCGCAUUUUGCGGCUUGCCCAUCCACACCGGCGCCCAUCUUCAUCAGCGCACAUGCACGGGCCGCGCUAAGGCAGGGGCCUCCCAACGCCCAUCCUGCCGUGCCUGUCAGGUGGGACGGGAAAAGAAGGCGUUUGUCCGGCCCGAGCUUCAACCACCAGUGAACCAUGACAAGCAGCCCCCAAACUCCAACAUCCCCAUCGUCAUCGCCAACAGGGGACCAACACAUUCAAUCCAUACGGAACUGGCACACAUACACACCACUACUAUUGCUGUGAUACGCGCCGUCUCCUGCGUUUCGUCGCCCGACGUUGUUCCCAUGCAGCCUGGUCCCUUUUCUUUCCCGCCCAAACAGCAUCCUAUCCCGCAGCCUAUCGCCACAUGGGGAUGUAGCAAGAAUGCACCGAAAUAG
Molecule: messenger RNA, 807 nt
Organism: Colletotrichum lupini
Lineage: Eukaryota; Fungi; Ascomycota; Sordariomycetes; Glomerellales; Glomerellaceae
Exons: 6
Coding region: 1-807 (268 amino acids)
Source: RefSeq, a predicted model, not a curated record